UCCCCCGGCGGCGUCGGGCGCCGCUCCGACUUCGGCCCGCCCCGCACGGGAGUGAAGGCGCCGGGCUCGGGCGGGCUGUGCUGCUGUUGCUCCCGCAGCCGCCGCAGCAGCAGCCGGAGGAGGAUGGAGCCGGGCAAGGAGCCCCGAGCGGCGGGAGAGAAGCCGGGCGAGCCCGAGCCGGCCGUGUCCUUCCAGGCCCGGCUGUGGAAGAACCUGCAGCUGGGCAGCAAGGGCCGGAGCGGCGGCGGCGGGCGGGCGGCAGCCGAUCGUCGCACUGCGGAGCCCCCCGCCCCACCGGCCGGCGGCAAGGCGGACCCGCUGCCCCCCGCCCGCUGGGCCGGCUUCAGGCGGCGGCGGCAGGUGCUGGACCGCGUCUUCUCGUCCUCCCAGCCCAACCUGUGCUGCUCGGCCGCCGAGCCGCUGGAGCCGGGCGGCGAAUCCGGCUUCGCCCUGCGCCGGCUGCGCGAGCACCUGCUGCCCCAGGGCAAGGGGCCGCCUCCCGCCCGCCGCGAGGGCCCCGCCGCCGCUCCGCCGCCCCCAGCGGGACCCAAGGCCGGCGGCGAGGAGGGGCACCGCGCCGGGAAGGAGGGGCGGCGGCCCGGGGCGCACCUGUCCCACCAGAAGAGCUCCUCGCUGCCCAGCACCGCCUGCCUGGAGCAGCUGCUGCACGGCUCGCCCACCGCCGGGCGGAGGACGGAACACCGGGCGGAGGAGGCCGACGGCGACGCGAAAACAAGUUCAGUUGGACCUAGUAAUGCAGAUUUUCCCUCUGGGGAUCCCGGAAUGUACCAACUGGACAUUACUUUAAAGAGAGGACAGAAUUUAGCAGCACGAGAUCGUGGAGGAACCAGUGAUCCAUACGUCAAGUUCAAACUUGGAGGAAAAGAAGUGUUUAGAAGUAAAACAAUACACAAGAACCUCAAUCCUAUAUGGGAAGAAAAAACUUGCAUUCUUAUAGAUAACCCAAGAGAACCCUUGUAUAUAAAGGUUUUUGAUUAUGACUUUGGACUUCAAGAUGACUUUAUUGGUUCAGCGUUUCUGAAUCUUGCAUCAUUAGAAUUAAACAGGCAAACAGAUGUUACCUUGAGCCUGAAGGACCCUCAUUACCCUGACCAUGAUUUGGGAAAUAUUUUAUUAUCAGUUCUGCUGUCUCCUAGGGAAGAACAACGAGAAGUGACAAUGCUAAUGAGGAAGAGUUGGAAAAGAUCAAGUAAGUUUCAGACCCAGAGCUUACGUCUCUCAGACCUGCACAGAAAAUCUCAGCUAUGGAGAGGAAUAGUCAGCAUUACCUUGAUAGAAGGCCGUGAACUUAAGGCAAUGGAUGCAAAUGGACUAAGUGAUCCUUACGUGAAGUUCCGGCUGGGGCAUCAGAAGUACAAGAGCAAGAUUAUGCCAAAAACUUUGAAUCCUCAGUGGAGGGAGCAGUUUGACUUUCAUCUCUAUGAAGAACGAGGUGGAAUUAUUGAUAUUACCGUGUGGGACAAAGAUGCUGGCAAAAAGGAUGAUUUUAUUGGCAGAUGCCAGGUUGACCUGUCAACCCUAAGUAAAGAACAGACUCACAAACUGGAGAUGCCACUGGAGGAAGGGGAAGGAUGCCUGGUGUUGCUGGUCACUCUGACAGCCUCAGCGGCUGUCACCAUCUCUGACCUCUCUGUCAACUCCUUGGAGGACCCGAAGGAGCGAGAGGAAAUACUGAAGAGAUAUGUAUGGAGUUCUCUUUUGCCUUUUGUCUGUGAAAUGUUUGCUUCUAUAAAUACUAAGUAUUGGAGAAAGAAGUCUAAAUACUAUAUCCCAUGCAUCCUUACCAUGUUCAUAGGUAAAAGUGACCCAUUUUGUGUAGUUGAACUGAACAAUGACAGACUGCUGACUCAUACUGUCUACAAGAACCUCAACCCAGAAUGGAACAAGAUCUUCACAUUCAAUAUUAAAGACAUCCACUCGGUGCUUGAAGUGACAGUUUAUGACGAGGACCGCGAUCGGAGUGCUGACUUUCUAGGCAAAGUUGCGAUACCGCUGCUAUCUAUUCAAAAUGGUGAACAGAAAGCCUACGUCUUGAAAAACAAGCAGCUGACAGGGCCAACAAAGGGGGUCAUCUAUCUUGAAAUAGAUGUGAUUUUUAAUGCUGUGAAAGCCAGCAUACGAACCUUAAUGCCCAAAGAACAGAAGUACAUUGAAGAGGAAAACAGACUGUCUAAACAGUUGCUAUUAAGAAACUUCAUUCGCAUGAAGCGUUGUGUCAUGGUGCUCAUAAAUGCCGCCUACUACAUUAACAGUUGCUUUGACUGGGAUUCACCCCCAAGAAGUCUUGCUGCUUUUUUGGUAGUGGAGGACAUGCUAGAGGACGAGGAAGAAGAGGAUGACAGAGAUGACAAGGACAGCGAGAAAAAAGGAUUUAUGGAUAAACUGUAUGCCAUUCAAGAGGUGUGUGUCAGUGUCCAGAACAUCCUUGAUGAAGUCGCUUCCUUCGGAGAAAGGAUAAAGAACACAUUCAACUGGACUGUCCCAUUCCUGAGCUGGCUGGCAAUUGUUGCCCUCUGUGUGUUCACAGUCAUCCUCUACUUAAUUCCACUGAGAUACAUUGUCCUUGUCUGGGGUAUCAAUAAAUUUACAAAGAAGCUUCGAAGUCCAUAUGCAAUUGAUAACAACGAGCUACUUGACUUCCUGUCCAGAGUUCCUUCAGAUGUGCAAGUGGUGCAAUAUCAUGAACUGAAACAAGAUCCCAGUCACAGCCCAAGCAAGAGGAAGAAAAACAAUCCUGGCUAGAAACUAGCAUCUUCUGGGGGACGACAAAAGGAGAAGCCUAUAGCCUAAGCAGCAUUUCCUUUCUCUAAGCUUUUUAUUUAUUUUGCCUUUUUUUCUAAUGGGGAGAAUUUGUAAAUACUAUAUAAAUGUGUUUUUCAUUGAAUAUAUACUUAGCACUGUAAAGACACGUUUAAUGAAGGUUUCAAGUAAGGCUGUUGCAGUUUGAAUAGCAUAAGACGUUGAAGACGUCAGUGUAGAAUGGUAAAAACACACUGCUACUCAAUGGUCAGACAGAUCUGAAAUACUCAAAUCAUGCGAAUGAAAUCUACAAAAGGUAUCAGUUUAAAUCUGACUCAGAAGUUCUGUCAGAUUUUAUUUAUGAACCGUAAUAUUUUUAUCCAGGAAGUCAUCGUUAAAGUUUUCUAUGUUUUAUACAUCUCAACAGAAAUACAAUGUAGUGAAACCUACUGCACUUAAGUUUUAGCAGUUGUUUUCAACUCCAGACCCUCGUGUUAACUUCUGGUGCAAUGUACUCCUGUGCAGUAGGGCUACUUAGAAGAUAAUGAACAACUCCAAGCGCAAAUCUCUCUUUGGAGCUCCCCAAUGAAGUUCCUGCCAUUUUAAUCAUUCCAUUAUAAGACCUGAAAAUCUCUGUUUCUCUCAAAAUACUGCCAGGUUUGUAAUUGAUUGCCUGUCUGAUUUUUUUAUACGUACCUGUGAUCUUCAUUUGUACUGCAUAGUUUAGUGAAUUAAGCCCAUAGUUCUGCUGUAUUGGAAAUACUAUCAAACUAUCUCCAUGUUGCUUUGGGUGUCAUGCUAUGAACACCUUUUGUGCACAUGAAUAUUUUACUAUGGAAAUCUUGCAGAAGAUGUUUUUGCUUUCAAAACACAAGAUCAUAUUUAUAUGUGCUCUAUGCUACAACACAUUAUCUGUUACUGGUGUGAAAUAUAGAGUAGAAGAAAUUAUGCAGUUAUGGUUAAACUGAUAUACCUACUGUUUUGUUAGCUGAUCACAUCUUCAGUUCUGAUAACAACUGUGCCCUACUGCAUGGAAACUGCAUUGUUUUAUGAUUUGAAUGGAACUUAGAGUAGGAAAGGUUUACAUUUCAAUGGUUUUAGUGGCCACUGCGUAAAGAGUGCUUGGGGAUAUAUUCUGAUUCCGCUUGUAGACUUCCGCACUCAGCUCCCUGGGUAGUGAGCAGAGAGUUCAUUCCAAGGAGACUCUGUGCACAGCUCUUAGUCGUAGCUCCCGGUGACUCUUAAGGGGAUUUCUGCCCAGGGGAGUCUGCAGAACUCCAUCCUCCAGAGGAGUUUUCCACGUUGUUCUCCUUGGGUUACCUCUCGUUGGUUGCAAUUGCUGAUAAAGUUAUAUUGCACUACUCUGACAAUACUUUUUGAAGAGACUAUUUAGAAAUACUUUGCAAGCAGAUGUAUAUAUCUUUGUCUAAAGAGUUCUAUGUUAGUUGCAUUGCUCCUGAAAGGCCAUUCUGAAUUUAUUUUACAGAUACAUUGAUAGCCAAUUUCUGAUGUAAGAGUUAUUUUGAUCUUGUUUCUUGUGUUUGAAAAAACGCCAAUCAACCAUUCUGUAGAGAAGCCUUAGGCCUAAAUAUGCUAUUGUUACAUCAUGACUUUAAAUGAAUUUAUUUGCAUAACUUAUGUAGCCACCUUUUCACUUUGUGUUUCCCAAAGAGUAACUUGCUAUUCAUGACAACAGAUUUAUUUAUGAGCCUUGUUUAAAAAGAAAAAAGAAAAAAAAAAAAGAAAAGAAAACUUUUGACCUGACAAUGUGCAAAUAUUUGUUGCCAGUUUUUGGUUUUGCUUAGUUCUUUGAUACAUUGCAAGCCUUGUACCUUCUUAAAAGUGCCCAUCAUUCUGUGUGCGACGUCCAGCUGAGUUAUUUUGUUUUUGUUUUUCCUGUACUCAAUUUCAGAUGUCUUCUUUGGUGGUUAUGUCUUGAACACACAUUUUCUGCAUUAAACACAGUUUUAUGCAUCUCUCUA
Messenger RNA from Coturnix japonica (Japanese quail), 4742 nucleotides. The record is from RefSeq and is a predicted model, not a curated record. NCBI's taxonomy places the organism in Eukaryota, Metazoa, Chordata, Aves, Galliformes, Phasianidae.